AUGGCUAUCAUUGAAGCCUUCCUAUUAGGAGUGUGCUCUCUCCCUCACCCGAAUGACCUAGCUGAGAAAAGAACUUGGUUCCCAGCCUCCUUUGGAACAGUUGACUUUGAUACUGUGGUAUUUCAAAGAUCACAGAUAAUGUUGUAUGCAAUUGAAGAAAUAAAUAAAGACCAAGGCCUUCUUCCUAAUGUGACCCUUGGUUACCGGGUGUAUGACAACUGCAUCAAUCUGCAGGUCGCUAUGAGGGCUGCAGCAACACUAAUAGGAGGAAUGGAUGAGGUCUCGGAUUAUGACUGUGAAGGACUCCCUCAUGUUGUUGCUGUUGUUGGAGACCCCAUUUCAACACAUUCAAUCGCCAUCUCAAGAACCCUUGGUCUCUUUGGAAUGCCUCUGCUUAUUCAGCAGGUUAGUUACUGUUCGACAUGUGCUUGUUUAAGCAAUAAAUUGGAGUUUCCAACAUUUUUCAGAACUGUUCCAAGUGAUGCUUUCCUUGUUAAAGUAAUGGCUGAAAUUAUUAAACAUUAUAAGUGGACUUGGGUGGGAAUAAUAUCAAGUGAUGAUGAGUAUGGGCUCUUUACUUUGAGAACCUUAGAAGAAGAAGUCAAGAAAUUUGGAUGCAUUGCUUUUUCAAAAGCUCUCAAUGUCAAUGAUAAAGAAAAGAUGUCUUAUUUGAUCAACAUUAUUAGACAGUCAACUGCAACUGUCAUAGUGGUAUUUUUACAAAAAAUGGAUGCUGCUGUAUUUGUGGACGAAGUUUCCCAUCAUAACAUCACUGGAAAGCAAUGGAUUGCAAGCGACUCAUGGAGUCCCUUUCCUGUAUUUGCCAGCAAUGAAAAGUUCGGUUCAUUUGGUGGAACCAUAGGUGUCGCUGCAAGAAGAGGAAUGAUUCCAGGGCUUGAAACAUUUCUUUUUCAAAUUCACCCACAUUUUGACCCAGAAAAUAAUUUAAAAAGACUGUUUUGGGAAGCAAUGUUUGAUUGCAAAUUUCUGGAGAAUGAUGUACUAUCAAAUGUGUCUGCUAUGGAAGGCAGACCAAUUUGCAGUGGGUCUGAGAAUAUCAGUAAGACUAAGACUGCCUACAGUGACGUCUCUGAUUUAAGGGCUUCCUAUAACGUUUAUAAAGCGGUGUAUGCAGUAGCACAUGCCCUUCAUAACCUAAUGUCCUGUGAGACUGGAAAAGGACCAUUUGAGAAUCAAACAUGUGCAAACAUUAAAACUGUUCAACCCUGGCAACUUCUACACUAUCUAAAGAAAGUCAAUUUCACAAAUAAGCAAGGAGAAAGAGUUGCAUUUGAUGUAAAUGGAGAUGCUCUUGCCAUAUUUGAUAUUGUAAACUGGCAGCAAUCAGCUGAUGGGAUUGUGUUCAGUAAAACCAUUGGCAUUUUUGAUGAAUCUGCUUUGCCUGGCCAGGAACUGUCACUUAAUGAAGAGAAUAUAUUUUGGAACUUCAAACCUCAAAAAGUUCCUACAUCUGUCUGCAGUCAGAGCUGCCAACCAGGGACAAGAAAAGCCAGCCGGAAAGGGGAGCCUCUCUGCUGCUUUGAUUGUGUACCUUGUGCAGAUGGAGAGAUUAGCAGUGAAAACGAUUCUCUUGUAUGUAUCAAAUGUCCUCCCGAUUUUUGGUCAAACCAAAGGAGAAAUCAAUGUGUGCCAAAAGAAGUUGAGUUUCUGUCCUAUGAAGAUGCAAUGGGAAUCACUUUAGCAGCAACAGCUUUAUCUGGAGUUGGUUUAUCUUUAGGUGUUUUGGCAAUUUUUAUCCGUGCCAGGAACACCCCUGUUGUGAAAGCCAACAACUCGGAACUGAGCUUCCUCUUGCUGGUGUCUCUCACCCUGUGUUUCCUAUGUGCUCUGUGUUUCAUUGGACUGCCUUCACCUUUAACCUGUUCUCUGCGACAUGUGAUGUUUGGCAUCAGCUUUGUUCUGUGCAUCUCUUGUAUCCUUGUAAAAACGAUUGUUGUAAUGAUGGCAUUUAAAACCAAGCUUCCUGGAGAUAAUAUGAUGAAGUGGUUUGGCACUUCACAGCAAAGAGGCACUGUAUUUUUCUUCACUUUAGUUCAGUCUCUUAUCUGUCUGGUUUGGCUGAUCACAUCUCCUCCAGGUCCAGUAAAAAACUUAAAAUACCAAAAUAUAAAAAUUAUUUAUGAGUGUGAUGUUGGAACAGUCAUUGGGUUUAGCUGUUUGUUGGGAUACAUUGGACUGCUGGCUUGCGUCUCUUUUCUUUUGGCAUUUCUUGUCCGGAACCUGCCAGACACUUUCAAUGAGGCUAAAUUUAUUACAUUUAGCAUGUUGAUUUUCUGUGCAGUCUGGAUCACUUUCAUCCCUGCUUAUAUUAGUUCACCAGGAAAGUACACAGUAGCUGUCGAAAUUUUUGCAAUUUUAGCUUCAAGCUUUGGACUGCUUUUUGCGAUUUUUGCCCCAAAAUGUUAUAUUAUUCUUUUUAAACCAGAACAAAACACAAAGAAAGCCUUAAUGGGGAGAAACACCAAAAAGAAAUUUUAAAUAUUGCAUCCCUGAGCAAAAAAAUAUACACAUUAUGUAUGUACUGUAUAAUAUAUAAUAAAUGCAACAUGAUAUCUAAGAGGGUUAAAGAAGGGUUGUGCAAGUGUUGCAAAAGGACAAAAUUAGUAAAGGUUAUUACCCCUGAGAAAAAUAAAAGACAACAAAACACAAUGUUGGCCUAUUACUAUAAAUGCUGUGCUUCUAAAUUCUAAAUGAUUUUACAGCAUAAAAUAACCUUUACCUGUUUUUCCUCUACUGCAAUGUCUAUGCCAGGAAAUAAAAGAAAGACCUUUAUUUGAGCAUUACAGCUCUAAAGCCUUCUUCAUGUAUGUGUCUGAUCUUUUUAGUAUCUACUGCACCAGGCACUUUGACAAGGUGUAAUCUUUCAUAUUCUGUACCAUCAUUUAUAUGGAAAUAUCAGAGCAACUAGCCAAGACUAAAAUAAUAUAUUAAGGUGUAAGACUAAGACAUCAAAUCCUUAGAUCAUAAUCAGUGUUAAUCACUGAAGACAGUGAAAUAGAAGACAGUACCUCACGCUACUUGGGCUUUGAUUUCAAUAGUGUUUGAAUCAGGUCAGUUGCCAAUUCUAAGUAACAAUGAAUCACCCAGGACAGACUCCUGCCUUAGGAGUGUUGACUCCACCCCUGCAUCUGUCCUGAAUCUGACUUAAUAGUUUAAGCAUGGAUUAACUGACAAAUGAACAAACAAGCAUAUCAG
Messenger RNA from Erpetoichthys calabaricus (reedfish), 3216 nucleotides. RefSeq names its product extracellular calcium-sensing receptor-like. The transcript is spliced from 7 exons. Lineage: Eukaryota; Metazoa; Chordata; Cladistia; Polypteriformes; Polypteridae. The coding region runs from base 1 to 2499 and encodes 832 amino acids. Gene Ontology annotation, biological process: G protein-coupled receptor signaling pathway. Gene Ontology annotation, molecular function: G protein-coupled receptor activity. The record is from RefSeq and is a predicted model, not a curated record. Gene Ontology annotation, cellular component: membrane.